UUUGAUUCUUAUCUUAUCGAUGAUGUCGGGGUUCUUGUCCUUUCCACCCAAUUGGGACUAAAAGUUAGUACUCUUUUAAUCAAAGAGUCGACCCGCCAGAUUUUGAUUUUUCAACUAAAAUUCCUCAGCGAAACUUCCAGAACAUAUCACAAUGAUAAUAUGACUUUGCUACUACUCCUAAUUAACUACUCUAGCACUUUUGUUAGUUUCCAUUGAUUCGAAAAGAAGCCCGAGAUGAAGAAUUUGUAUCAAGCUGCUGCUUCAGUUGAUUGGGAGAAAGAGUCUUACCCUGAGUACAAAGAUUUGAUUUUUCUCAUCUUUUUCGCUCUAUUCUUCCCCAUCGUUCGAUUCAUACUCGACAGAUUUGUUUUCGAGGCAUUGGCUACGCGCAUGAUUUUUGGAAAUCAGCAAAAGUUGGUAAAUAUCAAUGGCGGUAGAAGGAGGAGGAGGAGGAUCAACAAAUUCAAAGAGUCAGCAUGGAAAUUAGUAUAUUUUCUAUCUGCUGAGAUAUUCGCACUUGCUGUUACUUGUAAUGAGCCUUGGUUCACCAAUACUCGAUAUUUUUGGUCAGGACCUGGGGAUCUGGUUUGGCCUGAUCUAAAAAUUAAAUUAAAGCUGCAAGGUUUGUACAUGUAUGCUGGAGGAUUCUACUUAUACUCCAUAUUUGCAUUGCUCUACUGGGAAACAAGACGCAAAGAUUUUGCUGCCCAAAUGGUUCAUCACAUAACAACAGUAUCACUCAUUGUGCUGUCUUACAUAUUCGGGUACAAAUAUGGCUAACCUUGAUCCAAAAAU
Molecule: messenger RNA, 795 nt
Organism: Nicotiana attenuata
Lineage: Eukaryota; Viridiplantae; Streptophyta; Magnoliopsida; Solanales; Solanaceae
Product: protein ASC1-like
Exons: 4
Coding region: 235-780 (181 amino acids)
Biological process (GO): ceramide biosynthetic process
Cellular component (GO): endoplasmic reticulum; membrane
Molecular function (GO): sphingosine N-acyltransferase activity
Source: RefSeq, a predicted model, not a curated record